Molecule: messenger RNA, 1173 nt
Organism: Colletotrichum truncatum
Lineage: Eukaryota; Fungi; Ascomycota; Sordariomycetes; Glomerellales; Glomerellaceae
Cellular component (GO): membrane
Source: RefSeq, a predicted model, not a curated record
AUGGCCCCCCCACCGCCCUACGCAAUAGCGACUGGCGCCGAAGAUGUGCUUCCUACAACAAUCGCCGCCGCAGUAGCAGCAGCAGCAACAGCAACAACAACCAUGAUCCCCCUCACGAACCCAGCAGCAGAGACAGUCGUCGAUGUCGUCGCCAGCACUGUCGCUUCGGCUGCUGCCGCGACAGCGACGGCUGCGAUGUCACAAGGCGGCAACAACGGCGGCAACGGCGAGUGCAGCCUGCUCGGGUCUUUCGCCCUCAUCGUCCAGGCUGCCCUCGGCGGUCUCGCUCUCAUGUCCUUGGUGUACAAGAGGUGGAGAGAACGGCCACAGCGCCCUCUCAAGAUCUGGUUCUUUGAUGUGUCCAAGCAGGUGUUUGGUUCAGUUCUGGUGCACAUCGCCAACAUCUUCAUGUCCAUGUUGACGUCAGGACGUUUCUCCGUCACUCUGGAUGCCGCAACAACCACAAACGUGCGGAGGUUGGUCACACGUGAGGAGAACUACACUCCUAAUCCGUGCUCGUUUUAUCUACUCAACCUUGCUAUUGAUACAACGAUCGGCAUCCCCAUUCUCAUCGUUCUUCUCCGAAUCCUCACCGGCCUUGUCUCGUACACACCGUUGGGCAAGCCCGCCGAGUCGAUCAAGUCGGGCAACUACGGCAGCCCGCCCAACGCCAUCUGGUGGUUGAAGCAGUCCAUCAUCUACUUCUGUGGCCUCUUUGGCAUGAAAAUCUGCGUUCUCAUUAUCUUCCUGUUGCUCCCAUGGAUCUCGCGCGUAGGCGACUGGGCCCUACGGUGGACUGAAGGCAAUGAGCAGCUGCAGAUCUUUUUCGUCAUGAUGUUCUUCCCACUCGUCAUGAACGCGCUGCAAUACUACAUUAUCGACUCGUUCAUCAAACAGCCUCAAGCCGAGCACGAGCGGCUGCCUGAGGAAGACCCUGAAUGGAGCUCCAGGCAUGCCGUUAUCAGUCCGUAUGACGAUGCGCCGGAGGAUAGUGACGAGGACGAUAACUCGAGCGACGGUGCUAGCCUGAAAUUGAAAAACGCCAAGCAUGCAGACGAAGCCGAGUACGACCCCGACUUGGACGGCGAUGCGCCGACAGUAAUUGGUAGCAGCUCGAGCCGGACGAAUCACCCUAGGACGAGCUUGCCGCGGGAACUCCUCCCAAAGGAGUGA